Trichomonas vaginalis G3 is the source of this 342-nucleotide messenger RNA. Its product is annotated as leucine zipper domain family. Gene Ontology annotation, biological process: regulation of DNA-templated transcription. Gene Ontology annotation, molecular function: DNA-binding transcription factor activity. The record is from RefSeq and is a predicted model, not a curated record. Bases 1 to 342 code for a protein of 113 amino acids. NCBI's taxonomy places the organism in Eukaryota, Parabasalia, Trichomonadida, Trichomonadidae. The transcript has a single exon.
AUGAACCCUAUCGGAAUUGUUGUUCCAGAAAAACAGCCAGUAUAUCCUAAUCCUCAACAGGAAGAUGAUGAAUCAUCAGACGAUGAUCAUAUUUCAAAGCAUUCAAAGGUUGAUAAAGAAGAGCUAAAAGCAAGAAAUAGAAAAGCAGCGAAAAAAUGGCGUGAUAAAAAGGAUUCAACACUACAUCAAUUAGCUGAAACUAACGAUGACCUAAGAAAACAAGCAUUAAAAUUAAGAAGCGAAUCUUUAUCUCUUAUUGCUGAAAAUAGGGUUCUGGAAAGCGAACUUAGAUUCUUCCAGACAUUUAUGACAAAAAUCAUGGGAACAAACCAGAAAAAGUAG